Molecule: messenger RNA, 5173 nt
Organism: Daphnia magna
Lineage: Eukaryota; Metazoa; Arthropoda; Branchiopoda; Diplostraca; Daphniidae
Product: phenoloxidase subunit 1
Exons: 24
Coding region: 361-3735 (1124 amino acids)
Molecular function (GO): oxidoreductase activity
Source: RefSeq, a predicted model, not a curated record
UCUAGCGACUAGGUUAUCUGUUUCGUUUGUUGGAUUGCGCUGAAUUCUACUGUCAUAAAAUAACGUUUCCCGCUUUUGGUGUUUGCUAAGUUUGACGAAGUCGCUAUCGGAUUAAAAACUUCUCUUGUUCGUUUGUUUGUUUGAACUUUCAAGUAAUCUGGAUUAAAAAGUGUAACUGGCGUGAAAGUGAAUAUUUCGUAUAAGCUCCCCGUAGGUGUACAAUGUACGUUAACUGCCCCAGUUCUUAGACUCGAGGACGGUGGGGGCAUUUAGACUGUGAAUGUGUGGGCAUUAUUCGAUGCUUGAUACCACCAACACAUUUCGUUUAUAUUUGGAAUAAGAGCAACACAUAGUUUGAGGAUGAAAAUUGAAAAUCAAUUGGAUACCAAAGAUUCUGUCACACCAGAUCUUCUCAGUGGGAAAGAAGCUUCAACUUCUAAUGGCCCUGCUGGAAGUCUGCAAGUGGAGGAAAAACGGAGAAGGGCCUGGGAGCAAUGGUCUGCUGAUGAUAUUGCAGCUUUCUUUGAAGGGUUGAAUGAAUUUGGCAAGGACUUUGAUGCUAUACAAAACUGUUUAUAUACUAAAAAUCGAAAGAAGAGUCUGGUAAACUCUACAAAUAUCAAGAACAAAGAUCAGGUGCGCCAUUUCUACUACAGAACUUGGCACAAAAUCUCAAAAUACCUCCUGCCAACCCCAGAUGAAGGCAAGCGAAUGCACAAGGAACUCUAUGGGUUGAUCAACUAUGGGGAAAUGUGGAAGAAGCUAGGAGGUUAUUUCAAUGAUCGCUGUGGAGAGAAACUCAAUGAGCUGGUCCAGCAUGGUGUGACAUCUGUCAAGAUAAAAGGCAAAAGCUACAGAAUUAAAACUCCUGUGUGUCCAGCUCUAAAACGCCUCCAGUCCACUGGAACAGAAACUCAAAAAUUGCCAUCUACCCCUGAAAGGAUUGUAAUUGAGCUUACACCGUGCUGCAAUGCAGACUUUCUUCGCGUUCAGUCGGUUGCACAUAAUCCUCGUAUACGUAUUAGUACCGAUAGUUCUUCACCUUUAUCCACUAUCAUUAGUUUUUUGACGAAAAAAUGGAAACCUCGUUCGAUCCUCGAAGCUGAGUCUGUAGCCGAGGAUGAGCUAAUUAUGCGGGUAACACCGGAGAUGAAACAAGUUGCACCAAUUGGCAGUACAAAAAAAGGGCGCAAAAGAACCUUCAGUGGCCAAGAACAGAUGGAUGAAACAGAAGUCAAGCUUGAAGUAAAAAGUUGGAUUCUUGAAACUUCUGAUCAAGUGACAUUUUCCCGUAUGAGACAACGGCUACGUCGUCCUCUUCGUUAUGGUACUUCGUUGAAGCGUGGUUCACUUGCUGCAACACUGAGUAAAAUGCCCGGCCCAUCACCAAUUCAAGCGCGACCUCAUCCGUCAUCGUUAAUGGCGCAAUCCACUACGGUCAAUAUUACCUGGCCACCUGAAGAGAACGGCAACGGAACGGGCUCUUUUGUCUUACAAGUCCAGCUCGAUGGUCAACAGCAACAAACUUCUCCUCAAAAGGACAUACCGACAGCGUCGGUUUCUGGUCCGCUCUAUUUAUCUCCGAAAAAAGGACCUGAUAUUCAAAAUGGAACUGAAGCCUGGAGCGGAAUCCUCUUAAAGCUUUUGCAUCUGCACUUAAUUAUCUUUAUACGUCUAUCACACGUAUUGCAGAGGUCAUGGCGGCGUGUAAUAUCUGAGAAAGUUGUGACAACUAAUGAACUGGUAUGUAAUUCGAUGUAUGUCAUUGCCCACGCCCCGUUUAAAAGACAAUUAGACCUGGUAAAGACGAUCCCACGCGGAAGAUUAUUCUCGAACUUUCAUCCAGGCCACCGUGUAGCCGCCUACACACUUGUGAAGAUCUUUAAGGAUGCCCCAACUGUGGCGGACAUGUUGAAUUUGGCUGCCCAUCCCGAUGUACACGACGCUGUAAACGAACACAUUUUCGUAUAUGCUUUGUCUGCUGCCCUCAUUCAAAGAAAAGAUGCUCGCUCGUUACGCCUUCCACCCAUCUAUGAAAUUUUUCCGGGAAAAUUUUUUGAGACUAAAGUGCGAAGCGAAGCACAAAUCAAUGUUCAACAAAAAAAGGAGCCUGCCACUCAAGAACCCAUCAUCAUCGAUAAAAACUUUGCAGCUACGAACAGGGUCGUGGAAAAUAAGGUGUCAUAUUUCCGAGAAGACUUGGGCAUCAACAGCCAUCAUUGGCAUUGGCAUUUAAUUUUUCCAGUUGAAGCGACAGGAGAAAUCAUCAAUCCACCAGAUCGUCGGGGCGAACUUUUCUAUUACAUGCACCAACAAAUUUUGGCUCGUUAUGAUGCUGAAAGAAUAGCUAAUGGUCUGGCCCGCGUAACGUCAUAUCACGACUGGGACGAACCCAUUAUGGAAGCCUACUUUCCGAAACUUACAAAUGCUAACGGUGCCAUUCAUUGGGCAUCUCGUCCGGCUGGGCUCGUUCUCAAGGACAUAAAUAUUCCCGACGAAGGCGUCGAACUUGGAAUCGAAUUUCAAAUUAAUAAUCUAGAACUGUGGCGCACCCGCAUUCUUCACGCUAUACACAAAGGAUCGGUAGCAAAGGCGAAUGGCGAAAUCAUCUAUUUAGAUGAAACAACGGGCACAAACACCUUAGGAGAGCUCAUCGAAGCGUCGCAGUGGUCUGCCGACAAGUUGUUUUACGGUGAUCUGCACAAUUUCGGACACAUUGCAGUGUGUUAUAUUCACGAUCCUGACCGCAGCCAUUCGGAAAACAUGGGAGUUAUGGGCGAUUCGGUGACGGCCAUGCGUGACCCCAUCUUUUACCGCUGGCACAAGUUCAUCGACUCACUUUUUCAGCAAUUCAAAGCCACUUUAAAUCCCUAUACUGCUCAACAGUUGACUCUGGAAGGAAUUACAGUGAACAAUGUCGAAGUACGCCGCAACGCGACUCCUGAUAAUCCCCGGUCAAAUCCACCAAAAAAUCUCAUUAUCACUGGCUGGCAAGAAAGUAUUGUGGAGCUGGACCGCGGUUUGGAUUUUUCAAGCUUGCGUCCCGUCCAAGCACGAGUGACGCACCUGCAGCACGAAGAUUUUUCCUAUCGAAUACAGGUGACCAAUUCGACAAAAACUACUCAAGAAAUUGUGUUCCGAAUUUUUCUGGCACCGAUCGCGGACGAGGCAGGUCGCCCAUUUUCUUUCAGGGAACAACGUCUUCUAAUGAUCGAACUGGACAAAUUUGUCGUCAGAGUGACCCCUGGAGCCAACAUGGUCAAGAGAAAAUCGGACGAUUCUUCCGUGACGAUCCCGUUCGAACGUACGUUUAGAGAUCUGGAAGCAGCUGUUCCCGCAACACCACUCGCUCCAGGAGGUGUCCCAACCGACUUGCCGACCGACAGAAUGACCAAUUUCUGUGGUUGCGGUUGGCCGGAUCACUUUUUAGUGCCGCGAGGUGCGCCUAACCCAGGAAUGCCCUUCACGCUUUUCGUUAUGGCCACCAGCUGGAAAGAGGAUCGCGUCGUUAAUGGUGAGGACUCUAAAAAACUCUGCCGCAAUGCAGCCUCUUAUUGCGGGAUAUUGGACGAAAAGUAUCCCGACAAGAGACCGAUGGGCUUUCCAUUUGAUCGCCCCCCUGAUAAAAUGAUAACCACAUUGGCGAAAUUUAUUGAAAAGUCGCCUAAUAUCAAAACCACAGAGAUCCGCAUUCAGUUUGAAGAUCGCAUCAUCCGUCGAUUUCCCCAACAAUAAUUGGAACAGUCAUGCUUUCUGUUUGCGUUUUCCACCUUCUUUUACUCAGCCAAUGACGCUCUCUUGAGCUAUAGUACUUAACGUUUAUCGCACAGAAAAGGAACAACAGGAAUUGUCUGCUCUUAAUUUUCAUUUCCUGAAAGCGGAUGUUGUGAUACUUCCUUAAUCCGUACUAAUUGAAAAGCAUUUCAAGGUACUUGCAUUCUUCGCUUUGCUUGGGGGAGCUUGAUCCUAAAAAGAUCAGAUUUCUUUUGCCAUUUACUACAACACAGUCUACCAAACUUUUCUUUGGAUAACUGCCUCUUUUCUCAAGGCUAUGGUGCCCAACAAUCCCCCUCAAUUGCUGCACAAUAACAUUCAUUUGAUUCUUUUUCUCCCAAUUCUUUUCAUUGCUUCCCUUUUUAGAAAUACAUCUGGAACUGAAAAGCGUAUUGUGUGAAAUGAAAAUGACGAUUAUUUAUAACGCCACAGCAGAGAAUGAGAGAUAUGGAAAGGAAUAUUGUGAUGUUUCUUCACUUUUAAGUUCUAUCCGUUAUCUGAUGCCUUCAAAGCAGUGAUUGCAGCGUAUUACACAACGACAUCUAAGAAAUGUUUUCUGAACUUUUUAAGUAAACAGUGGUGGCCAUCUUGAAUUGGAUGCUUAAAAAAAAAAUCAUAAGGUCGUUGACAGUGAGAGGAGAGUAUUUUACUGAAUCUGUUUGUACCUUGUGCAGGACCCACGCUUUCUAAGUCUAAGUAUUAAUACUGUUAUCUUCUUAAGCUCUUUGGAUUGGAUCGAUAGGUUCGGAUGUCGAAAUAUACAAAAUUAUUUCUUUCGUGUUUCAUCUUUCCAUUUGGUUGAUGGAUAGAGCACGUCAGAUGAUGAUGCAAGUAGGGAGAUUGCUCGUCAGCCAGUACAAACCCUGCUGGCGCAAUGGCCUCAUUUUUUAAGUUCAAGUCGUUGACAUGUUGACAGUGAAUGUCGUGAUAGUUUAAUCAGCUUCUUUUCAAAUGCAAGGCAGUACCAGCAUGGAGUCAUAUUGGCACAGUUUUUGAAGACUGACGUUUGAUGAUGAAAGUUAAUCAGCAAUGAAUGGCGACCUACAUUUCCUUUUAUUGCCACAGAGAGGAAGACAAGCCCUGCAUUAUCUUUGUUGACGAGGCCCACAUCCAGGAAUUUUGUUGCAGAUAGUUUAGUCUGCAAGUUGUGGCUAUUAAUUUACAUUUUUUUGGAAAAACUGAUGACCAGUCCAUAUGAUUCAAUAUUAACAUGUGUUUUUUGUUUUAGUUUCCCGGCAGAUCAUCAUGGAUGAACAAUAACAAUGAUAAAGUAGUUUUAUGUCUCAGAACACCAAUAAUGUACUGACCUUGUGCCAACUAAAUCAUAAAUCUACUGAUGAACUAAUAAACUUUAUUUGUUCAAUUCAUGUUAACGUACAAAUAUACACAAAGUAUCGGA